GGCACGCCUGCUUUCUGUCUUUCUUCCUGGCGCUCAAAUCACUCUGUGUGUGUUCCCCGCUUUGCUGCUCGUCUUUUUCCUUUCGACUGAUUACAUUUCGGAAAAGAAAAAAAAAAAAACGUUUCCCAGGAUGGUGACGAAGGAGGACGGAUAUAUAAUCAAACACACAAAAAAAAAAGAAGGAGGAGGGCAUGAUACAUACUGCCGCCGACAUAAUGAAGCUCUGCGAAUAAAAAGAGGAGGGGAAUAUCUUCAUGCACAUAGACGCAGAGAUAUCGAGUGUGAAUGAGAACAUUGGAGAGGCCCGAAGAAAUCAGAAUCUAUUUUUUUUUGUUUUUUUCUGAAUAGCUGAAAAAGAUCGCUGAGGCCUCUCGCUAUGAAAUGCUAAAAGAGCUAAAAGAAAAGAAAAAACGAACGGCGACAUCGGGGGACCCUGGGAAAUGUCGCACACGACCUGUUCCACAAUUUGCUCCGUCUUCAAGUGGGCAAAAGCCGAAAUUUUGGAACAAGGUCCAUCUCGCCCUAUAAACAAGAACGUUGUUAUCGUCCAGACGGAACGUCUUCGAGUGUGUUUUCAACGACUCGUUCAAGUGAGACCAAUGACAUUUCAACGGAAAUAGCCGAUCUCCUUUUUGUUUUCUGGUGUGUCGUUUACGGUGUGCCAGUGUUUUGUGGUUUCGUGCAAGACAAACAAAAAAGAGAAAAUGGGAAGAGUGAAGAAGAACUUUUCGAUUGCGCAGCAUCAUCGGUUACGCUUCUUGUGGAUAAAUCUUAUCGCCCUGCUGGCCCACAUUGGCCUAUCCUCUGCUGAUUACGUUGUGCUGCUCGAUACGACCAAAGAGGAUUCACUGGACUGGACUCGUUAUCCGUUUGGACCCCAAUCAGCAACGCCCGGGUGGGUGGAGGAGAGUUUCACCAACUUCGAGAAGGGCAUCAAUUGGAGAUCGUACGUGGUGUGCGACGUGGCUUACAACAACGUCAACAAUUGGCUGUGGACGCCGUUUAUCGAGCGAGGCGAGGCCAACCGCAUCUACAUCGAGAUCAAGUUUUCGAUGCGCGACUGCUCCCUCUUUCCCGGCACGGCCCUCUCAUGCAAAGAGACGUUUUCCUUGCUCUACUACGAGUUUGACGCUGCUACGCGCGAACCGCCGCCUUGGGAACCUGAAAGCUACAAGCUCAUCGACCGCAUCGCUGCCGACGAGGGACGGUUCACUUCAUCCAACGAGGUCAUCAUCAACACGGAGGUGCGUUCAAUUCCGGUGACAAAGAAAGGCGUUUACUUUGCGUUCCGCGAUCAAGGCGCCUGCAUUUCUUUGUUGGCCAUUCGCGUCUACUACAUCACCUGUCCAGAGGUGACGGCCUCGUUCGCCGCAUUCCCUGCCACGCCUACCGGCCGUGAGUUGACCUCGAUCGAGCAAUCGAACGGCGUCUGCGUGGCCAACGCCGUCGAGGAUGCGCCGCCUAAAUACCUGUGCAAAGGCGACGGCAAUUGGUACCUGCAGGGCGGCGGUUGUCUCUGCAAGCCGGGCUACGAGGCCAACGCAGACAAGCAAACAUGCAACGUGUGUCCGCCGGGCAAAUAUAAGCACCGCAGUGGCGACGACAAGUGCCAAACUUGUCCAGACCACAGCAUGGCGCCCUACUCUGGAUCCUCGGAAUGCCGUUGCAAUCAAAAUUAUUACAGAGCUCUUAAAGAUCCAAAGUCGAUGCCAUGCACGCAAUCUCCAUCGAAACCGCAAAAUUUGACGGUGAAUUUCGUUGACCAAUCGACGGUCGUGUUGUCGUGGAAUCAGCCGCACAACUUGGGCGGUCGCUCAGACACGGUUUAUCGCGUCGUCUGCGAUGCUUGCAAUGUUGGUGUUACCUACAAUCCGCCACAGGGGACGUUCAACGACACGAAAGUGACCAUCAGCGGCUUGAAUCCCGUGACGACCUACCGGUUCCAGGUGUUUGCCGACAACGGCGUUUCUGACCAGGUGCCACCGAACGAGCAUCAAUUCAUCGACAUUGCUGUCACCACCGAAGCCUCUGUCCCGUCCAGCGUCUCCAACGUGCGCAUCAUCAAUGUCCGUCCGACCGAAUUGACGCUACGCUGGGAUGCACCCGACGACCCGUACUCUGACAUUGAAAUGUACGAGGUGCGCUACUUCCAAAAGGGAUUCGAGAACAAUGCCAGCAGCAUGCUCAUCAACCGGCCGGAGUCGGCCUUCAGCAGCCUCAGGCAGCAAACGGUGUACGGGUUCCAGGUGCGAGCCAAGACGACCCACGGUUGGGGAGAGUUUAGUUCGCCCGUCUUCAAAACCACCGGCGCCGUACUGGCCACUUACGAGCACACGGAAGAGAAUCUACAAGUCAGGAUCAUUGCCGGCGCUGUUGUCGCUGGUAUCAUCAUCGUCGUCGUCAUUAUCGUCGUCACUGUUCUCUAUCUGCGCAGGAGCAACGACGAAUGCAACAAGAAACAACCCAGCGAUUGCGAUACAUUAGAAUACCGCAACGGAGAAGGACUCGUCAUCACUUACAUGCACAAUCACCUGGACAGUCCCCCGAUUAUACCCACGCACACCAAUGGAAUGACGACGCCGCUGUUCACACAAGCAAACGCGCCGCGUUCCUACGUUGACCCGCACACCUAUGAGGAUCCCAAUCAAGCCGUGAGAGAAUUCGCCCGUGAGAUCGAUGCCGCCUACAUCACCAUCGAAGCCAUCAUUGGUGGUGGCGAAUUUGGCGAUGUCUGCCGCGGCAAUUUGAAGCUGCCUCAACGUCCCGAGAUGCUCGUUGCCAUCAAAACACUAAAGUUGGGCAGUUCAGACAAGGCUCGCGUCGAUUUCCUGACUGAGGCGUCAAUAAUGGGCCAAUUUGAACACUCGAAUGUCAUUUAUCUGCAAGGCGUCGUCACGAAAUCCAAUCCCGUCAUGAUCAUUACCGAAUACAUGGAGAACGGAUCACUAGACACUUUCCUUAGGGCCAAUGACGGCAAGUUCCAGGUUCUUCAACUAUUGAGCAUGUUGCGUGGCAUUGCCAACGGCAUGCAAUAUCUUUCUGAAAUCAACUAUGUCCACCGUGACUUGGCCGCUCGCAAUGUCCUCGUCAACUCGCAACUUGUCUGCAAAAUUGCCGAUUUCGGAUUGAGUCGCGAAAUUGAGAGCACAACCGAAGGCGCUUACACAACCAGAGGUGGAAAGAUUCCCGUCAGAUGGACAGCUCCGGAAGCCAUUGCCUUCCGCAAAUUCACAUCAGCUAGCGACGUUUGGAGCUUCGGCAUCGUUUGUUGGGAGGUCAUGUCGUACGGCGAACGACCGUACUGGAACUGGUCCAAUCAAGAUGUCAUAAAAUCCAUCGAAAAGGGUUACAGAUUGCCUGCUCCGAUGGAUUGUCCCGAGGCCAUUCACAAUCUCAUGUUGGAUUGCUGGCAAAAGGAGCGAGCACACAGGCCAGCGUUCACCGCCAUUGUAGCAACUUUGGACAAAUUGAUCCGAUGCCCUGAGCUACUCCAAAGACUGGCACAGAGCAGGCACACGGAACCAUUGUGUCCAGAAGCUCCAGACAUGCUGCAAUUCAAAUCAAUUGAAGAAUGGCUGGCAUCGCUGAAGCUGUCGCGUUACGUCGACAACUUCCAGCAGGCGGGUGUGACGACGCUGGACGCCGUGACGCGCCUUUCUCACGCCGACCUGUCUGGACUGGGAAUCGUCUUGUUGGGUCACCAACGCAAGAUCAUGAACAGCAUUCAGGCUAUGCGAGCCCAGUUAUCUAUUAGUAUGUCGGAAGGAUUCCUUGUGUGAGUUCCUGUCGGAGCUCCUGCUGAUUUUGCAUCCGCUAUUACUACUGUUACGCCAACCAAUUCCCGUUAAGACAAGGGGCAAACAAAAAACAGGCGCAGAGAAACUGAUCAAGUGAGACCACCGACGUGGAUCCAACAACAUUUCGUGAUGGUGGAAAGCAGAAAAACAAAAAGGAAAAGAAGAAGAAAAAAACAUGAUAAAUCUCGUGCGCCAGCGUCCGACAUUGCGCCCCGUCUACUCUCUUUGUGUGUGCGUGUGUCUGUGUGUCUGUGUAUUAGCAAGAAAAAGAAGGUAAACCAAAAAAAAAAAAAUUAAAAAAAUGCGUGUUGUUUGGUGAGCGGGAGGGUGAGAUGAGAAAGAAAAAGACGGUGCAACAACAACCGGAGCUGCUUGGUACUUAUGUGAUCGACUACAUCAACUGGACCGUAUAUGAACCGGCAUGCGGUUGCUGUCAGAAAACGGCAGCAUAUAUUAUAUACAUACUAUACAGUUUCGUUGUUUGUGUUGUUGUUGUUGUUGUUGUUGUGAAAUAGGGGAACCACCGAGAAAGAAACUGAGAAAUAUCAUUCCCUUCAUCCUCGUUUACCACGUCUCUCCAUCCUGCCGGAAAACAUUGUACAUUAGUGUAAAUUAUGAUAUCGAAUCAUUUUGUCGCUUUAUUCUCCUCCUUGUUUUGUUUUUUUCAAAACAUUUUUUUUUUGUUUCCUUUUUCUUUAAUUGCAAUUGUUUGUUUUAAAAUGUGAAAAACAAACGUUUUUGAGUCCAUGCCCUUCGCGCGCCCCCUGAAAUUUGAAUUCUUUUUACGUUACGUUUUUUUUUUUUAUAUGCUACGUGUACUCUACUUGUAUCAUAUAACAAGAAAUCAAGAGACAAAACUACAACUUAAAAAAAAAAAAAAAAAUAGCAGCCAAUUUGGAAAAGUCCUUGAAUUGAUUUGCGUGUGUCCACCGCCAAUUGAAAGAAAAAUCGAGAGGAGGGGAAUGUUUAUUAUUUUUUUUUUUUCUCAAGCAAAAUGUUUCACGCCCUUCUUUUUAUUGUUACAAUUAACUUCAUUUUUACAAAACGGUUUGAAUGGCCCUCGACAAAAACGACACGUAAAAUCCUGAAGGGAACUCUAUCCGAUCUCAUUCUUGUUUUGCUACACACACACGUUUAUUAUCAUUUUUUAUUGGGUUUCUCCUUUCGCCAUGUCCUUCUUUCCGAUCAAAAUCCCCUCUGUCCACUGGUUUUUUAAGUAACACAUGAGAAGAAAUAUUUUCUUUAACAAAAAAAAAAAACAUUAGAAAAAAAAAGGAAAACAACCACCUUAUCCUUGGAUUAAA
Molecule: messenger RNA, 5101 nt
Organism: Daphnia magna
Lineage: Eukaryota; Metazoa; Arthropoda; Branchiopoda; Diplostraca; Daphniidae
Gene: Eph
Product: ephrin type-B receptor 1-B
Exons: 19
Coding region: 705-3779 (1024 amino acids)
Biological process (GO): axon guidance; protein phosphorylation; cell surface receptor protein tyrosine kinase signaling pathway
Cellular component (GO): plasma membrane; neuron projection
Molecular function (GO): ATP binding; protein binding; transmembrane-ephrin receptor activity
Source: RefSeq, a predicted model, not a curated record